AUGGCCGACGCUGCCCGAAAAUUCCGUCGAACGCGCUCGGGCUGCCACCAAUGUCGCCGUCGCAAAGUCAAGUGCGACGAAGCCAAACCUGCAUGUGGAAAUUGCAUUCGUCGCCGCGAAAAGUGUGUGUACGGCGUCGCAGUACAGUUUAUGGAGGAUGAAUUGUACCAGAACACACCCAACACGUCGUCGGGCUCAGAGAGCGAGCCCCCACCCCCGGUCAGACACUUCAUCAACACGCUCUCCGCCGACUUUGUGCCCCAGCAGCGCCCUCGCGACGAACUCUUUGCCUCCAAGGAGGUUUCGGUGAACUCGCCCAGCGCACACCUCAACCGCCUGCUCGAGGUCCCGCUGGAGGUUCCGCAGAGAAACGCCGACCACCAGGCCUACUUUCUGCAUUACUUCGUCUACCGCUUCUCGGCUGUCUUCAGCCCGUGCUCCGUGGCCAGGGGCUCCAAUGGUACCGUUUCGGGCUCCACCCAGAACCUGGACCCCAAUCUGGUCCGACACUCACACAACGACACGUACGCCAUGCCACUUCAGCCAGAGGCAAUAUUGAAGCUGGCGCUGCCGGGAUCUGCCCUCCACUACGCCAUCAUGGCCGUGGCGGCCUGUAUGUUGGCGCGGGACGAGCCUCAUUGGAUUAUCGAGGCCAUCAAGUACAAGAGCGAGGCGCUGCGGCUACUGCAGCUAGAGCUGGACCGCCACCACGCACGCACCCAGCCCGCCACGCCGCCACACACAGUGCUGUUGACCAUGACACUGCUCUGCAUUUAUGAGAUUUCGGACGGGUGCGCCGAAAUAUGGACGGUGCACCUCAUCCCCGCAUGGAGGUACAUCAAUGAAGUGCCAUACGGGUCCCAGGACCCUGCGCUGCACAUGGGCAUUCAGUUUUUUGCAUAUCAGGACGUGAUGGGUCGCACCGCCUGCGGCUCGAAAGGGCUGUUUGACUCGAGUCUGUGGAACCGACAAUCGACCAAACACAAUGAGUGGAUGGGCUGCUCCGAGCAGCUCACCGCGUUGAUCGCCGACGCCGCCGACUUGUCUCGCGAGAAACGCCUGAGUCCGGACCUCGACAUUUUGGAUCUGUUUUCCAAAGCCCAGAAGCUGGAAAAUGAGAUUGGAAGCAUCAAGGGGGUGGAUUUGGCUUCCAUCAUUGAGUCGCCGGGACCUCUGUCGCCAGACAUGGCUCUUCACACCGUUGCGGAAAUGAAGGCUGUAGCUGCCCAGAUAUACCUACGGUGCUCGUUGUUGCGACAUGGCCCAGAGCACGACUACAUUCGUGGCAAGGUGCGUCUAGUGCUGGAGGCCGCCAAGUUUGUUCUGGGUCAUGGCUACCACUGGACCUGUCUUCAAUGGCCCCUAUUUGUGACUGCUUCGCAGCUCUCGCCGUUUGACGAGGACCUGGAGUCGCGCAAUCUGGGACGUGGAUUUAUUCUGCCUGCCUUUGAGGAGUUGGACCGCCAUACCCUGGGUAACUCAGCUCGGAUCAACGAGGCUCUCAUACGGAUUUGGAAGGUACGAGAUAUGGAGUGUGAGAGCCGGUUGAGAGACGGAGAAAGUGACUGGCACAAGUUUGUGGCGCCAGAGUGUCAUAAGCUGUCACUAGCAUGA
Messenger RNA from Yarrowia lipolytica CLIB122, 1614 nucleotides. RefSeq lists its product as uncharacterized. Lineage: Eukaryota; Fungi; Ascomycota; Dipodascomycetes; Dipodascales. Gene Ontology annotation, cellular component: nucleus. The record is from RefSeq and is a predicted model, not a curated record. Gene Ontology annotation, molecular function: DNA-binding transcription factor activity, RNA polymerase II-specific; transcription cis-regulatory region binding; zinc ion binding. Gene Ontology annotation, biological process: positive regulation of transcription by RNA polymerase II.